AUGUAUCCACGAUAUCAUGUGACAGCAGCACACCAUAUGGGACUGAUACUAGAUCUGAAAGCUUUCUGGAUCUGUCAAGAGCCCUGCUUUUCCAUGCGUAAUAUCUCCACUCCACCUGAUUCAACAAAGAGGACAAACGCAGUGUUCUAGUGCAGCGUUUGAGUUUUCCAGGCUCUCAUUGUGUUUGCCAGUGUUUGUACUGGAGCUCAGCGUACUGUUUAGGGGAGAGAGAGAGAGAGGGAGAGAGAAAGAGAGAGAGAGAGGGGUGUGAAAGUGAAGCUCUAUCAGUCUUUGCGGACUGGAGGUUCAAAAACAGCGGAAGAGAGAAAGAGAAAGAGUGAGAGAGGGGAAUCAAUCAGCCAUGGCAAAUAUCGCUGUGCAGAGGAUCAAGCGAGAGUUUAAGGAAGUGCUGAAAAGCGAAGAGACAAGUAAAAAUCAAAUAAAAGUAGAUCUGGUGGAUGAAAACUUCACAGAGUUAAAGGGUGAAAUAGCAGGACCACCAGACACACCAUAUGAAGGAGGCAGAUAUCAGCUAGAAAUCAAGAUUCCUGAGACAUAUCCUUUUAAUCCACCCAAGGUGCGGUUUAUUACUAAGAUCUGGCAUCCCAAUAUAAGUUCAGUUACCGGGGCAAUAUGUUUGGACAUUUUAAAAGACCAAUGGGCUGCAGCUAUGACUCUGCGAACAGUCCUGCUCUCACUACAGGCUCUGUUAGCUGCUGCAGAGCCAGAUGAUCCUCAAGACGCUGUAGUAGCAAAUCAGUAUAAGCAGAAUCCAGAAAUGUUCAAACAAACUGCCCGUCUCUGGUCUCACGUUUACGCUGGUGCUCCCGUGUCCAGUCCUGAGUACACACGCAAAAUAGACAAACUUUGUGCAAUGGGCUUUGACAAAAAUGCAGUAAUAGUAGCCUUGUCCUCAAAAUCAUGGGACGUGGAGACAGCGACAGAGCUGCUACUAAGCAACUGAUCAUCCAGUUCUCUUCAUCAGGCCAUAUUUCCCUCAAACCCCUCCUGCUUCAUGACCCAUUCACUCCCACCCAACCAUCCACACAUGCAUCAGCCAUCUUGGUUUGUGUUCAGAGUGAAUGUUUGGGUAAGAUCAGCAGUUAGACUGCAAAACAAUUAGUCAUCUUCCACCUCUAGCAAAUGUUCACGUCUUUUUCUUCCCAUCAUUUUCACUUUCGGUUUUUGCCUUGGUACAAUCAUUUUCCCUCUUAAAUUUAGGCUGUCACUUCCCUUUUAAAGAAACCCAACAAAGACAAAGCCUGUAUCACUGUCAUUUCACGCUAAAAGAAACUCCCAACUGCAUCUGUGAAACAAUGUUAGUACAUGUAAAUUAGUAUAUUUAAGGUUGUGUACAUUUAAAAGGCAGGAAUGUUUUUUCUUUUUCUUUCUUCUAUCUGUACACCAUAAAAUUGUUUUGGGAUAUGCUUAUUUGAAUAGGAUAUUUAGUAUUAAAAAACAAAAAUCUUUGAGAUUAAUAAUACCCCUUCUAUUUGAUGAACAAAUGUGAUUUUAUUUGCUCAUUUGAUUCUUUUAAUGUUUCUUUUGGCUUUCCUUUGCACUAAUCAGUCUGUAUAGUAGUGGAAAUGGCCAGAUGACAUGGUGUUACGUUGUGAGUGCAGACGCGGUUUCAUACUUGCUGGGUAAAGUGUUCAUUUUUUUUUAAAUAAAAAUAAAAGGAAGAUGCCCUUCCUCACUUUUCCUUUUUUUCAAAAAAAGGGGGCAAUUGGUGGCCACAAAUCCUUUCUCUACUUCUUUUCAAGGCAGCUGUAGGGGUUUGAGUUGAUCAUGGACAGAUAUACCUUGAGUUGCCUUUUUUUUUUUUUGAAGAAUGUAUUAUAUAAAACAACUUGCAUUUAAGUAUAAAAAGUUUGUACAUGUAGAGAUGAGAAAAAGUGAAGACAAGAGUUUCUCCUCUCUUGAUGAUUGGCUUUUUCUUUGUGGAACAAUCAAGACAGUGAGACAUUCAGUUUGGCAUCAAAAACUGUUAAGUCACAACUAGUUGGUGUAAAUGUUUAAAAGGGUCUCUGAGUGUGAGGUGAUUUUGAUCAUACCGCAUUUGUAUUAAGAUUUACACUUGCAAGCUGCAAAUAUAAUUUCAUAUUUCGCAUGUAACUGAUGUUGCAGGCAUGAAUCAAACUGCUAGAGUUUUCUAUUCUACAAAGAUGCUUAAAAGCAAAUGGGCCAAGAGCGAGUACUGCCACACAAUGCUUUGUGAACCUGUUUUUUUUACCUAGUGUUCUGUUCUUGCAGGGGUGAAAUGAUAAAACUUUUUUUUUUCUCACUUUGUUACUUGACCUGUCUAUUUGCUAGCAUUCCCACAUACCAUCUGUUUUCAUAAUGCCCCCACUUUCACAGCUAGUUGCUUUCAUACACCUUUCUCAUGUACAUACAGUCAAGUUUUUUGGGGGGAUAAAGUACUGUUCAUCUCUAGAAUGCACCAUCGAUGGCUGGAUUUAUAUUUUGUAUGAAAAACAAAAAUGGGACAAAAAAAACAAAAAGACUGUCUUCCUGUAGUGAUCACCUUGUUCAAUAUUGCACGAAGAAGUGAAAAGGACAAACUUCUGUCAAAGGAGAAAUGCAGGUCAUGGGCUCUGGCUUUAGUCACUUUACGCUCCUUUACAAAACGAGACAGAAAAAAACCUACUCGAGCCGUACAAGCAUGGUUAUUUAUUGUGAAACUGUCAUUCUUUUGAAUUAAAAAAAGUGAAAACUGAAAA
Messenger RNA from Megalobrama amblycephala (Wuchang bream), 2720 nucleotides. It is a transcript of the gene ube2kb, whose product is annotated as ubiquitin-conjugating enzyme E2Kb (UBC1 homolog, yeast). Gene Ontology annotation, molecular function: ubiquitin conjugating enzyme activity; protein binding. The transcript has 7 exons. Gene Ontology annotation, biological process: proteasome-mediated ubiquitin-dependent protein catabolic process; protein polyubiquitination. Gene Ontology annotation, cellular component: nucleus. The record is from RefSeq and is a predicted model, not a curated record. Lineage: Eukaryota; Metazoa; Chordata; Actinopteri; Cypriniformes; Xenocyprididae. The coding region runs from base 362 to 964 and encodes 200 amino acids.